GGCGGGGCCGGUGCGCGGGGCGGCUCCGCCAUGGCCGCGGGCCGCUCCCCGCCCACCUUCCUGCUGCUGGGGGCGGCGGGCGGCGGCAAGAGCCUCCUGGUGCGGCGGCUGCGCCAGCUGAGCGCCGAGCAGCCCGCAGAGCUGGGCGAGCCCCCGGCCACGCUGCCCACGGUGGGCACCAACCUGACGGACCUGCGGCUGCCGCGGAGAGUCACCGUGCGGGAGCUGGGCGGCUGCAUGGGCCCCAUCUGGCCCAGCUACUACAGCGAGUGCAGCGCUCUCCUGUUCGUGGUGGACGCCUCCAACCCCACGCAGCUCUCCUCGUCCUGCAUCCAGCUGCUCUCGGUGCUCUCCGCCGCGCCGCUCGCCUCCGUGCCCGUCCUGGUGCUCUUCAACAAGAUUGACCUGCCCUGCUACAUGUCGCUGGUGGAGAUGAAGUCGCUGUUCCGCAUGCAGGACGUGGUGGCCUGUGCCACGCAGCCCAUCACCAUGCUGGAGACCAGCGCCCGCGACGGCACCGGGCUGGCCGAGGUGCUGCAGUGGCUCCGGAGCGCCCUCCGAGAGCCCUGCUGAGCCCAGCCGGCAGCCCAGGACACUCCUGCCGCACGGGGAAAUGGCCCAGGAGCAGCUGCCCUCCUGGACAGCGCCUUGGGCUGCUGAUGGACUGCAUCCCCGUGGGACUUCACAGUAAAACCCCCACCACACUGUC
Molecule: messenger RNA, 709 nt
Organism: Zonotrichia leucophrys gambelii
Lineage: Eukaryota; Metazoa; Chordata; Aves; Passeriformes; Passerellidae
Gene: ARL16
Product: ADP ribosylation factor like GTPase 16
Exons: 5
Coding region: 31-573 (180 amino acids)
Molecular function (GO): GTPase activity; GTP binding
Source: RefSeq, a predicted model, not a curated record